Molecule: messenger RNA, 2829 nt
Organism: Coccidioides posadasii C735 delta SOWgp
Lineage: Eukaryota; Fungi; Ascomycota; Eurotiomycetes; Onygenales; Onygenaceae
Biological process (GO): regulation of transcription by RNA polymerase II
Molecular function (GO): RNA polymerase II cis-regulatory region sequence-specific DNA binding; DNA-binding transcription factor activity, RNA polymerase II-specific
Source: RefSeq, a predicted model, not a curated record
AUCAUCCGUCCUGCUGCCAUCGCUCGAGCAGGGUCCUCGCUGCAUCCAUCCUGAUCGGGACUCCUGCAAAUCCCGAUGGUCUAACGUCACCCAAUCCUCCAAAACCCAUCGCACGUUGUAUCCCUCCUCGCCGCCUUUAUCUGACAAUCUCUACGAGCGUCGGCGCCUUAAUCGACCCCGCAAGGCGAGCAUCCUUCUUUUCAUCCCUCUUCUUCUCUUCUGUUUGUCCGAAUCAUUGUACCUUUGUCACCUUUCUUUUCUUUUCUUUUCUUUUCUUUCUCCUACUUGGCGCUUGUCGUCCUGUGGCUUCAUCCUGACCUCGCUCCCGCCGCCUUCCCUCGCUCAGACCGAAGCGAUCGUUGCCCUAGUCAACUGCAUAUCGGUGGGGUUGGUUUAUUUUAAGCAACCUCGCCUCAUUGGACUCCUCCCGUGUUUCAGGGACGGCUGGAGGUUGAUGUGGCCUCGUUCCUGAUCCGAAACGUCCUCUCGACGUCAACCAUCGACGGGCCUUUGGGGUAAAAUAACAAAAAGUGAAAAAAAAAAUAAAAAUAAAAAUAAAAAUAAGGGAAAGCCAGACAAAAAGGAUAGUCAUCCUUGCUCGCAAUCGUCGACGAUCGACAGGGUCAAAAAGUCUGCGACGCGAGAGCCAUGACAACUUUUCUUCCUGUCAACAUCAACCAUACCGGCGCGGAGAUAAAAAUGGAUUUUCAGCAGAAAAGUCCAGCCACGCCAUUCUUGCCUCGCAUGGAACGGCCCGUCAAGCGCGAGGCCCAGGAGCAAUCCCAGACUGGAAACGCGACCGAAACCCAAAGUGACAACAACAAACGCCCUGCCGUGGCCGGAGGCACGAACGACCAUAACAAGUCGAAUCUUUCGCAUCCUCGUCCGGUUUCGAACGGAAACGCGAGUAGGGAAGGGUCGUCAACACAGUCUUCUGCACCUGAGGAUGUACCGGCGCAUGAAUCGGAAGGCGAACACUAUGGAAGCGAGAACGAAGCGGAUCACGGGGAGACCGCUCCUCCAUCGAAGAAGAAAAAGGGCCAACGGUUUUAUUGUAAAGAUUUUCCACCUUGCAAUUUGAGCUUCACGAGAAGCGAGCAUCUCGCUCGUCACAUAAGGAAACAUACAGGAGAGAGACCGUUUCAGUGCCAUUGCUCGAGGCGCUUUUCACGCCUAGAUAACCUUCGACAGCAUGCACAGACAGUCCAUGUCAACGAAGACAUUCCUGGCGAUUCCCUUGCUGCCACAGGAACUCGAUUUCAACGCCAGAUUCGAACCGACCGAGUACGCCCACCAGGGAGAGCCCGUGCUGGGACUGGUGGUAGCCAGGGUGGUCAUAGCCGUGGACAUAGCAGGAAUCUGUCUACGUCCAGUAUCGCUUCCACGGUGUCAUCUUUCAGUCAGACCCAGGAGCUCCGGCGCAGACCCCCGCCGCUAAUGAUGGCGAACGACGGCAAUGCAAGAGCCAGGCUAUCUCUAGAAACAGCCUCACCACCAAAGACCCCUCCUCAGCAGAUCCACCCCUUCCAGGGACCAUCGCCAAACACAGCCGUCUUUACACCGUCGUCAGCGAACUACGAUACAGCGAGCCCUUUCUACGCAUCUCCAGCCUCAACCACAGGAUUCUGGGGAGAUAGUAUACAUUCACGCCGCCUGUCCGUCCCCACAGACAGUCGACCAUUCGACCCUUCUUCUCAUGCGAGCUCGUUCUCGCCUGUACACCUUAGACAGCUUGCACCCGCACACGGCCCAUAUCCUAACAAUGAAACUCCUUUAGGUGGUCCAUCAACUCCUCAUACACCGCAGACUGCUCAAGGAAUAUCCCCUUCCGACUCUGACUGGCGACGGAGGACCUGGCACCCAAGCUCCGGGUUCGCUCGACCAAUAACCAGUGGUCUCUGGUUCCAGCAGUCUGCAGAACAGACCCCGUCCGCGUACCCGGUCAAUUUACAACCAUUGCAGAAUCAAAACCCACCGAGACUACCGGGGAUCGAGAGUUUUGAUCAGAUGCAGCAGAGCCCGUUAGCACCGCCCCGGCGCGAGCCUACGCCCAUGCAGAUCGACCGUCCUGGUCAGGUAGAACAGCCCAUUCAACAACAACAGCAGCAGCAGCAGCAGCAGCACCAACAAGCUGGUGCUCCCCCAUUUCCAACUUCUUUCGAUGCGCAGACCCCAGCGGCACGACCACAGCCCCCCAUUUCAGGCCCCGGUCAUCGUAGAGGAUUUCUUUCCUUGGACCUGUCGCUUCACAGAAAUUUAACCAAACUUGAUCUCCGUGAGAGUCCUCCUCAGAAGAACGCUGGCCAAUGGAGUCAACAGACAACCCAUCCAACAAGUGCCGUAACCAACCAGCAGGAACGUGUUUCAGUUUCAUCCACUGCUCCCCCUGCUCCGGUUCAAGCUUUACCUCCCAUUGCGCCCAAGGAGCCGCAGCCUAUUGCUGAUGCUACCAAUGCGAAUGAUCAUACCAAGAGACAUACUUGGUUCAUCACUUCGUCUGCCGACCCUUCACACUCGAAUGUACCGGUUACUAGGGCCCCGUCUUCCCACCCAAAGACGUCUGAAAGCGUCCAGGCCACCCCAAAGGCGAGCGUCGACUUCCUCGCAACCGUCGCACAGAACGAAAGCGAAGCGGAACGUCGGCGUUCACUCGCUAUUUCAGAUCUUAGUAGCCAGAAUCCCCCACAGCCGCCUAGGUACACAUUUGAUGCUAGUUCUGAGCCACGUUCUGGAGUCUAUCCUGGUCCGGCCACUAAUGAUCCUGGACUGGGACGACUUGAGGCACUUGUUGCUGUUGCCACGAGCGAAAGCAGCGGUAGAAUGUUUUGA